AUGACGUGGAGUGUCAUCGGUGCGCUACAAGGCGUACGCCAUGCGCUGCCUACCCCCCAUGGUAGCGUGCGUAUGAUGCAUCAAACUUCGGUCCUGGCACGCAAAUCGGGGCCUGGCCGCGGCCGUGCACGAAAGAGUCCGAAUACGCUUCUUCGUUUGCAUGCGGAGGGCAAACUUCGUGGUGCUGAGGCCUUGCAAGCGGCAAGGCUUGUAGAGGAAGAGAGGUUCCGUUCGAGCUUUUCGGGAAAGAGUGACGAAAGUGCACACCCGAGUGAUACCAUGACAUUAAGCGAUGCGCGCCAAGUGAUUCGGGCCGUGGAUGCAGCGCGGCCACGCAACGCGUAUGAACUGCACAUUGUAACGUCUGUGCCAUCGAACCAAACCAAUGCCUUCCGUGGCCGAUUAACGUACCCUCGCGACCCACGUAUCAAGGGUGAAACCGUACUGGUGUUUGCCGACCAAGACACAGAGGCUGCGCAGGCGGCGGAGCAGGUGAACGAGGAGCUGAAAGCGAGUGGAUCUUCGACGCGCUUGAUUGUUGGUGGUCAGGAGCUGAUUGGUGAAACAUCAUCAGGCCGUGUGCCUUCGUAUACGCGUGUGCUAUGCACAUCCGCGUUGCUGCCGAGUCUAAGCAAGGCUUUGGCGCGCACGCUGGGUCCGAAAGGUCUGAUGCCCAACGUGAAGCGUGGCACUGUGGCCAACGAUGGCGAGGAAAUGCGUCGCGCUAUUGAUCAGCUUGUGACAGGUGUCGACUGGCGUGGCGAUCGUGUGGGCGUGGUGCGUGGCGCUGUCGGCCGUAUUUCGUUCAGCGAGGCGGACUUGCGUGCGAAUGUGCAAGCGUUUUUGGAUGCCGUCAUUGCGCGUGCGGCGAGUGGCCUCACAGGCACCAAGGUGAGCGUUAAAGUCGUGGAGAGCUAUGCACGUGAUGUGUCAUCGCAACGAGAGGAUGGCACGACAUGGCAACGCCGCGGUCCUGGGGCUAUGAAGCGUGCGCAAUCGAUUAUCAAGGAUGUCUAUCUAAGCUCGACACAGGGCCCAGGUAUUCGUCUGCGUUUGGAGGAUGUGUUGUAG
Molecule: messenger RNA, 1071 nt
Organism: Malassezia pachydermatis
Lineage: Eukaryota; Fungi; Basidiomycota; Malasseziomycetes; Malasseziales; Malasseziaceae
Product: 50s ribosomal protein l1
Exons: 2
Coding region: 1-1071 (356 amino acids)
Source: RefSeq, a predicted model, not a curated record